GAGUCGUGACCUCGCUGUGGCCCCGGCAGCGGCUGCGGGGAAUGUCGCGAGGUGCAUCCGCUUCGGCUGCAGUAGGUGGUGGCGGCCGCAGCCCUGGGUGGGGUCCCGUAGGAGCAUCUGAGAAGUCACAGGAGCUAGCGUUUCCGGGAAACCUGGAGACUCGCUGAGUGGCCGAGGUCGUCGGCUGCCCCUCUGCCCAGCAAGGGCUUUUCUAGAUGAUGUUAUCAUCAGGCAAUCGCUGCACCUGUCGCAGCCCCCAAGCCACCUCUUCCAGAAGUAAACCAUAACCUUGCUUCAUUCUUAGGCUAUUUACUGAGGACCCACUGGAUGUGAAGCACUGUGCAUAGUUUUCUUCGAUUGUUGCAACUUCCCUUGCAAGUUUCUGGACCAGCAGAGCUGAAGGAACCCAAACUUGGACUGAAGUGACUCUACUAAGGUCAGCUCUAUGGCUUUUCCACAUGAUUCAAAUGAAACUUCCUAUUUACUACCUCCAAACAAUGAGGACUGGGACAGGCAAGCCAUUCCUGACUUUGUUUAUGGGCAGAAGGAUCUCAUGGCAGAAGGGAUUCAGUGGCCAAGGAAUGCACCUGGCAUCCUGGAAGCUCUGCCACAGUCUCCAUUUGAUGCUGCACUCUGCUGUGCCUGGAAGCAGCGGGUAGAGCUGGGGCUGUUUCGCUACCGCCUACGGGAGCUACAGACACAAAUCCUCCCUGGUGCGGUGGGUUUCGUGGCUCAGCUGAAUGUGGAGCGUGGUGUGCAGAGGAGGCGCCCACAGACCAUCAAGAGCGUGAGGCAGGCAUUUGACCCUGAACAGUUCAACUUCAACAAGAUCCAGCCCGGAGAAGUCCUCUUCCGUUUGCACCGGGAGCCUGAUCUCCCUGGGACUCUCCUGCAAGAGGACAUCCUUGUGGUGAUCAAUGUCAGCCCCUUGGAGUGGGGCCACGUGCUGCUGGUGCCUGAGCCUGCCCGCGGGCUCCCCCAGCGCCUGCUGCCGGGUGCACUGAGGGCGGGGAUUGAGGCUGUACUGCUGAGCUUACACCCGGGCUUCCGUGUUGGCUUCAACAGCCUGGGAGGCUUGGCCUCAGUGAACCACCUCCACCUACAUGGCUAUUAUCUGGCCCACAGACUGCCCGUGGAGCAGGCGCCAAGCAAGCCCCUGGACCCUGGAGGCCAUUUGCAUCUGCUCCAGGGCCUCCCAGCUCCGGGCUUCCUCUUUUAUACUCGUGGGCCAGGGCUUGACUUGGAGUCCUUGAUACGCAGGGUAUGUAGGGCCACUGAUUAUCUGACUGACCAUGAGAUUGCACAUAACUUGUUUGUGACCCGGGGAGCUCCGCCAGGAAAGACAUCACCUUCCUCAGCCCUCACAGGGGUCCGAGUAAUUCUGUGGGCCCGGAAGUCCUGCUUUGGGAUAAAGGAUGGUGAGGCUUUCAACGUUGCCCUCUGUGAGCUGGCUGGGCACCUCCCUGUCAAAACAUCCCAGGACUUUAGCAGCCUGACAGAGGCAGCUGCUGUGGCCCUCAUUCAGGACUGUCGGCUGCCCCCAUCCCAGGCAGAAGAGGUACAGGCAGCACUGGUGGCCCUGAUGUCCCAGGAAGAGCAAUAAUACUUCUGGAUGUAUUUAUGUUCUUUUCUUCUUUUCUUUUGAGAUAGGUCUCACUCUGUCACCCAGGCUAGAGUGCAGUGGUGUGAUCCCGGCUCACUGUAGCCUCGACCUCUGGGGCGGAAGUGAU
Rhinopithecus roxellana (golden snub-nosed monkey) is the source of this 1730-nucleotide messenger RNA. RefSeq names its product GDP-D-glucose phosphorylase 1 (gene GDPGP1). The record is from RefSeq and is a predicted model, not a curated record. Gene Ontology annotation, cellular component: cytoplasm. Gene Ontology annotation, molecular function: GDP-D-glucose phosphorylase activity. Lineage: Eukaryota; Metazoa; Chordata; Mammalia; Primates; Cercopithecidae. Gene Ontology annotation, biological process: glucose metabolic process.